This is a messenger RNA of Didymodactylos carnosus, 852 nucleotides long. The record is from the annotation of a GenBank genome assembly. Lineage: Eukaryota; Metazoa; Rotifera; Eurotatoria; Philodinida; Philodinidae.
AUGAGUAACGAUCAAGGUGAAUGUUCACCAUUGGAUCAUUUGGUUAUUAAUACGAUAUUUGAUCUCGAUUUAGCUGUUUCACAAUUUCAUGAACUUGGUUUUACAUUAACACCUCGUGGUUAUCAUUCAUUUGGAUCUAUGAAUAAUCUGAUUAUAUUUGAUAAUCACUAUAUUGAGUUAAUUGGUUUACCGCAAGAUACUGACAAGUUGGGAAGUAUACUGCUCAACAGUCCUACCGGUAUCAAUGCGCUUGUAUUGAGAACAUCAAAUGCAGAUAAUAUUUAUGAAACAUUGACAGACAAGGGUUUUCAAACAGAAAAACCGAUUCUCGGCUCGCGUCCAAUCCAUAUCAAUGGUCAAGAACAACUGGUUAAAUUUCGUGUUGUACAUUUAAGUAAAGGACAAUUUGAUUCCGGACGAAUCUAUUUUUGUGAACAUUAUACACCCGAACUUGUGUGGCGUCAGGAAUGGCAGAAACAUGCGAAUGGUGUACAAAGAAUCAGAGAACUGAUAUGUAUUAGUGAUCAACCAGAAAUCGAAGCUGGCCGAUAUGCACGUGCCAUUGGUACUACUAUAGCGAAUCAAACAACACGUAUUUUUUUGAACGAUUUCUUAAUCAGUAUCAUCAGUUUCAAUGCAUACUACGAACGAUAUGGUCAAUUAGCUUGUGAUUCUGCAGGACGCACAAGUUUCUUCGGAGCAAUUGUUUUUCAAGUUGCACAUCUAGACAUGGUACGCAAGUUUCUCGACUCGAACAAAAACGAUAUGCAACACGUUGAGCAUAGUACGAACCGUUCGCUAGUUCUUUUAUCCAAAUUUAACACGUUAAUUGAGUUCGUUGAAAACCAGUGA